AUGGCUCGUACCAAGCAAACGGCUCGCAAGUCCACCGGCGGCAAGGCGCCGCGCAAGCAGCUGCGCAUCUCGGGGCUCAUCUACGAGGAGACGCGCGGCGUCCUCAAGGUGUUCCUGGAGAACGUGAUCCGCGACGCCGUCACCUACACGGAGCACGCCAAGCGCAAGACGGUCACGGCCAUGGACGUGGUCUACGCGCUCAAGCGCCAGGGCCGCACCCUCUACGGCUUCGGCGGCUGA
Molecule: messenger RNA, 240 nt
Organism: Echinops telfairi (small Madagascar hedgehog)
Lineage: Eukaryota; Metazoa; Chordata; Mammalia; Afrosoricida; Tenrecidae
Product: histone H4-like
Exons: 2
Coding region: 1-240 (79 amino acids)
Biological process (GO): nucleosome assembly
Cellular component (GO): nucleosome
Molecular function (GO): protein heterodimerization activity; DNA binding; structural constituent of chromatin
Source: RefSeq, a predicted model, not a curated record